GGAUGACUCCACUGGGGGAGGCGGCAACGGAGGAGGCGGCGAUGUCCGGGAUUGGCCGGAUGAUGAUGAAGACGGCGACGGACAACGCCGCCCCGAAGGCGCCGAAAGGGCAGGCGUCGGCUCUUCGACGGCUCGACCGUAAGGCGGAGUGCCGACCGGCGCACCAGGCGGCCCAAACGCCGCGCCGAGCGGCCGUUCGGCAACAAGCCGCCCAAGAAGGCCAAGUCGACGGCCGCGAAGGCGGCCGCCACCCGGAGGACCCCAAAGGAGCGCCCAAUGGUGUCCGGGGCUCCCCUUUCCAUAUCGCGGGCUUUGUCCGCCUCGCUGUUCGGACUAGCAGGCGGCUCUGAGGAGGCCCGGCAUGUGGACCCGGCCGCCGCCCUUCGGGAGGCGACAGAGAGGAACGCGCGGGAGGAGCGGGAGGCUGCAGCGCGAGCGGAGGCCGACGCCCAGGCCGCCGCGUCAGUGCAGACGGAGGCACAAGCCGCGGCGGCGGCGCAGGCGAAGGCAGCGACUAAGGCGCAAGCGGAGGCCGACGCCAAGGCCACGGUGAACCCGGCCGGCAGCGGGAUUCCGGAGGCCGCCAACUUGGAGCUGCCGGAGCCGCCGGUUGUGGAGGAUCGGGCGCCGACUGGAGCAGCCGGAGCUGACCAGACGGCCCUGGAGCGGGAGGUGACCGACCCCGUCGUCCCGGAGGCGGAGGUGGCUCAGCGCGCGCCGGGUGCUGGCGAGCGAGGUGGCGACCAUCCCGAAGGGCCGGAGGUGCCGCCAGCCAACACCGGGCUGGUGACGAGCCAGGCCAUGACGCGCGCUCGCCCUUGCGCCCGCGCCAGACGCGAGCGGCCUCAGAGGCUGGUGGAGACCGGGCCCGCGAGCUUGCAGGGGGCUGACAUCGAAGCCACGAGCUCUGCCCCACCAGGCUGGGCGUCAGGAGCCGGCAUUGCCGUCCUGAACCUCGCGGUGCAGGACGUCCUGGACAAGUUUGCCACCCACAGCGCCACCCUCCUGAAGGCGAGGAGCGAGAUGGUGGCGAUGCAGACGUCUGUCCGGGACUACCACAACCUGCGUGCGUCCGCCUUCAACUCCCAGAACUAGGCGCUUGCCACCCGGACCGGCGAGCUGCGGAAGAGCCGAGAGGCUGCUGCCCAUCUGCGGAGUCGCGUGAAUGAGCUCGAGGGCCAGCUUCAAGCCAAAGAGCUGGAGCGUAGCCAGGCGGCUGCGGAGCGCAACCGGCUCGAGAAGGAGCUGACUGACCAGGCGACCCGGCAUACCGAGCAGGUCCGUCUGCUGAAGGCCGAGGAGG
Messenger RNA from Aegilops tauschii subsp. strangulata, 1303 nucleotides. RefSeq lists its product as uncharacterized. NCBI's taxonomy places the organism in Eukaryota, Viridiplantae, Streptophyta, Magnoliopsida, Poales, Poaceae. The record is from RefSeq and is a predicted model, not a curated record.